AUGGUGCAAGCACUAUGGCAGCCCAAGGUUGAGAAAUGCCAAAAGAUUCUGCAGGACUCACUUAACCCUGCCUGGCUCCUGCCAGCAGAGCAGCUGCCGCCGGCUGAUCAGCUGAACGUCGCUUCUUUCGCAGACAGCUGCAAGCUGUUGACGCCAAGAGAACUGGAGAUCACCCAGACCAAUGCCACCGACCUGGUCGCGCAAAUGGCAGCUGGGAAGUUGUCGGCGGUCGAAACGGCGACUGCAUUCUUGAAACGUGCACAUGUCGGCCACCAGUUGUUGAACUUUGCAGUCGAGUUCUUAGUCGACGACGCGAUGGCACGUGCAGCUGAGCUUGAUGCUCAUUUCAAGUCCACAGGGAAAGUUGUUGGACCUCUCCACGGAGUUCCUAUCUCGGUAAAGGAGCAUGUUGCCCUGAAGGGUCGAAUCUGUCAUUCCUGUUAUGUUGCCUGGAUUGAUAAUGUUGCGGAGGAAGAUGCACUACUCGUCACUUUGUUGAAAAAUGCAGGCGCGAUCAUCCACGUCAGGACGAACGAGCCACAGAGCCUGAUGCAUAUCGACUGCGACAACGUCAUCUAUGGACCAACAGUCAAUCCGCACAAUCGCAAGCUUACCUCUGGGGGCUCGAGUGGAGGCGAAGGGGCAUCACUAGGCUUCCGUUGUGCGGCCAUCGGUAUCGGCACCGAUAUUGGAGGCUCUGUCAGAGUGCCAGCAGCGUUCUGUGGCGCAUAUGGCCUUCGUACGACCGCACUCCGCAACCCUUACAAGGGCGUACUGUUGGCCGGCGAUGGACAAGAAAGCAUUCGCUGCAUUAUUGGACCAUUGGCCAACAGUGUGGGAGACCUCAACUUGGCACAGAAAGCUGUACUUGACCAGGAACCGUGGGAGGAAGAGACAUCGCUAGUCCCUCUGCCCUGGAAAGAGGUACCAGCGUACAAACCCGACCAGAUCACCGUUGGGGUCAUAUGGGAUGACGGUGUCGUCCACCCUCAUCCUCCUACUACACGAGGGCUCAAACAUGCCGUCUCAAAGCUCAAGGCUGCCAGUGUCAAAGUAGUGGACUUCGAGCCAUAUGAACACAGCCGUGGUUGGGACAUUCUUUCGGCUCUCUACUUCCCUGAUGCCGCCAAGUAUCAGAAGGACCUCUUGCAGAAAGGCGGAGAGCCCGUAGCGGCAUUGACAGAGUGGGCUUUCAGUCAGGCCAGGCCCGAGCCAAUCACGGUGGUUGAGAACUGGGACUUGAAUGUCCAACGAGAGGCAUACCGAGCAGAAUAUCACCGCGUGAUGAAGGAGCGUGGUGUUGAUUUCAUCCUCUGCCCUGCAUAUGUUGGCGUGGCCGCAGAGCUCGCCACUGGACAAUAUUGGCUUUACACGGCGAUUUGGAACAUUCUUGACCAACCUGCUGUCACCUUCCCAACAGGAUUGAAAGCAGAUCCCUCAGUUGACGUAGUCGAGGCCGAUUACAAGCCUAGGUCAGCACAAGAUGAGCGGGAGUUCAAAAAGUAUGUCCCAGAGAGGUUUAUCGACGCGCCGAUCCCGCUGCAGGUCGUGGGCAAACAUUUCCGUGACGAGGAAACGGUGGCAGCUGCUGAAUUGAUCUCUGGUAUCGUGGGAGCUUGA
This is a messenger RNA of Exophiala viscosa, 1620 nucleotides long. RefSeq names its product amidase signature domain-containing protein. Lineage: Eukaryota; Fungi; Ascomycota; Eurotiomycetes; Chaetothyriales; Herpotrichiellaceae. The transcript has 5 exons. The coding region runs from base 1 to 1620 and encodes 539 amino acids. The record is from RefSeq and is a predicted model, not a curated record.